AUGUCCCCCUCGCCUCCCCUCAAGCCCCUCGUCCUCUGGGGCGUCGAGCACGGCCCCAACCCGUGGAAGGUCGCCUUCGCCCUCGACGAGCUCUCGCUGCCCUACGACCACCGCAUCCUCGACUUCGCCGCCACCAAGUCCCCCGCCUUCACCGCCCUCUGCGUCAACGGCCGCGUGCCCGCCCUUCAGGACCCCAACAACGCCGACUUGGUGCUAUGGGAGUCUGGCGCCAUCCUCGAGUACCUCCUCGAGACCUACGACCACGACCGCCGGCUGUCGUUCCCCCCCGGCACCCAGGACCACUUCCUGGCCAGGCAGUGGCUGCACUUCCAGGUCUCCGGCCAGGGACCGUACUUUGGCCAGGCCGUCUGGUUCGCCCGCCACCACCCGGAGCGCCUGCCCACCGCCGUGGAGCGCUACGUCGGCGAGGUCCGCCGCGUCACCGGCGUGAUUGAGAGCGCCCUCGCCGACGGCCGCGAGUAUCUGGUCGGCGGCCGUUACAGCUACGCGGACCUCGCGUUCCUGCCGUGGUUCGCGGUCGCCUACUUUCCGUGGUAUGACAAGGCGGGCAAGGGCACGUUCGCGGACGAGGUCAAGCUCGCCGAGUUCCCCCACGUCGAGGCGUGGCUGGCGAGGAUCCGCGCGCGGCCGGUCACGGCCAAGUCCCUGGAAGACAAGUUUGCAACGAUAGAGAAGCGGCACAAGGAGCUGGCGCAAGGUCAAACGUAG
Molecule: messenger RNA, 729 nt
Organism: Cordyceps fumosorosea ARSEF 2679
Lineage: Eukaryota; Fungi; Ascomycota; Sordariomycetes; Hypocreales; Cordycipitaceae
Product: Glutathione S-transferase, protein
Exons: 1
Coding region: 1-729 (242 amino acids)
Source: RefSeq, a predicted model, not a curated record